GAGGAGGACGAGGAAGAGGAGGACAUGGAGGAGGAUAUGAUGGCACUUGAUAAUCCAUGUGAAAUAUUUGAAGUUGUUGGGGCUCCAUCACAGACAAUGCACCUAAUUUUUUUUUGUUAGUUGUUACUGGAAAGAGGUUGGAGAAUGGACUUGGUGACAGGGCAGAAGAUUGGGAUUGGUUCGGCUAUUGAUGGGCUCUACAGACUGCCUGUGCAGGUUGCGUCUGCUCUUAUUUCAGCCACUAGUGGACAAUUGUCAGGCAUGGAAGACAGAUCUACUAUUAUGCGAUGGCACGAGCGGCUUGGUCAUCUUCCGUUUCCGUUGAUUAAGAAGUUGUUUCUGAGUUUGUUUCAUUCUGUUUCCAUGGACUCCUUCACCUAUGAAGUGUGUCAGUUGGCUAAACAUGUUAGGGUCUCGUACCCUAUUUCUUUCAAUAAAACCACUCGUCCAUUUGCUUUGGUUCACUCUGAUGUUUGGGGUCCUUCGGGAGUACCUACUUGUCGUGGUUUUCAUUACUUUAUGACCCUUAUUGAUGAUUACUCCCGUUGUACGUUCGUGUACCUGUUGAAAGAACGUAGUGAAGUUCCCGUUAUUGUCAAAAACUUUGUGGCUUUUGUUGAGACUUAGUUUCAGACUUCUGUCCAAGCUUUUCGCACCGAUAAUGCUAGAGAGUAUGUCUCUCAAUCCCUAGAUGAUUUCUUGAAGAGCAAGGGUAUUGUUCAUGAAACGUCCUGUAGUUACACACCUCCCCAAAACGGCGUGGCUGAACGGAAGAAUCGCCAUUUACUUGAUGUUACCCGGGCUAUUAUGUUCCAUCGACAGGUUCCCAAGCGCUACUGGGGUGAUGCGCUUCUCACUAGUGCCCACCUUAUCAACCGUAUGCCUACCCGUGUGUUGCAGGGUCAUUCCCCGUACUCUAUGCUUUGGCCAACUCAGAAUCCCUGGCCUCUUACUCCUCGGGUGUUCGAGUGUGUCUGUUUUGUUCAUGUCCAUAGUCCCACCCUCAAGAAACUUGAUCCUCGGUCUAUCAAGGCUGUCUUCCUGGGGUAUUCCUCCACUCAGAAGGGAUACAAAUGCGUUGAUCCUACCACUUCUAAAGUCUAUGUUUCCCGGGAUGUUACUUUUGAUGAACAUGAGGCAUACUUUCAUGUGAAUCCUCUUCAGGGGGAGUAUCUAGGGAACAGUAGUGAAGAGUAUUCCUCAAAUCAAUUGAUUCAGUUUAUGGAUUUCUUGGCUAGUGAUAGUGUGGCAGACACAGUCAGAGAUGAUAGAGACUGUCACAUGGACGAGGGCCUUGUUGAUAAUCAGCCUACAGCCCGUGAUCAUUUGUUUGGCCAGGUGUACAAAAGGAAGAAGACAGAUGUGGUUGGAAAUGUUGAUGUAACCAAUCCCAAUCCUGUGAUUUCCCCGGAUGACCCAAGUCUAAUCAAUGAAGAGCUUCCUAUAGCCCUGCGCAAGGGCACCAGGUCUUGUACUUCUCAUCCAAUUCAGAGAUUUGUCUCUUAUGCGAAACUGAGUAAGAAUUACAAAUGCUUUAUUACAUCCUUGUCUAAGUCUGUUAUUCCCAGGUGUGUGGAAGAUGCUAGAGAGGAUCCUAAAUGGCUACAGGCCAUGACAGAGGAGAUGGAUGCCUUGGGAAGAAUGACACUUGGGAAGUUGUGGAUAUUCCCAAGGGGACUCAUUUAGUUGGUUCCAAGUGGGUGUUCAAUGUGAAGUACAAACCAGAUGGUACUGUGGAAAGGUAUAAGGCUCGCCUUGUUGCAAAGGGGUUCAGCCAGAAAUAUGGUAUUGAUUAUCUUGAAACCUUUGCCUCUGUUGCCAAACUGAAAACUGUGAGGGUCAUCUUAGCACUUGCCGUGCAAAAGAGGUGGAGCAUGGAUCAGCUUGAUGUUAAGAAUGCAUUCUUGAACGGCCAUCUAGAAGAAGAGGUCUACAUGAGCAUGCCUCCUGGAUAUGUUCAAAGCGGAAAAUGUUGUCAUCUCAAGAAAGCCUUGUAUGGAUUAAAGCAGUCUCCUAGAGCAUGGUUUGAAAGACUGAGGAUAGUGAUGAAGACGAAUGGAUACAAACAGGGAAAUUGUGAUCACACCCUGUUCAUUAAGCAGAGAGAUGGCCUGGUGAGUCUUCUUCUUGUGUAUGUUGAUGAUAUGAUAGUCACAGGUGACGAUGAAGAAGAGAAAAGGAAGAUGAAGGAGAGGUUAGCUGCUGAAUUUGAUCUUAAAGAUUUGGGUAAACUAAGGUACUUUCUGGGGAUAGAGAUUGCUCGGUCAGAGACAGGGCUGGUUAUAAGCCAAAGGAAAUACACUCUGGAUCUUUUAAAGGAGACAGGUAAACUUGGAUGUAGGCCCUUUCUGACUCCAAUGGAGUCUGGUACAAAGAUAAGCAUCAAAACUGGCAACAUCUUGGAUGAAGAAGGAAAAGGGCGGUAUCAGAGGCUGGUUGGUAAGCUCAUCUAUCUCACUCUUACUCGCCCUGAUAUUACUUAUGCGGUGAAUGUGUUGAGUCAGUUUAUGCAUGCUCCUACUGAUUGUCACUGGAAGAGUGCAGAAAGAGUGCUGGGGUACCUAAAGAAUAACCCAGGGAAAGGAUUGUUAUAUACUCAGCAAGACCAACUCAAUAUUGAAGGAUACUCUGACGCAGAUUGGGCAGGGUGCACUGAUACUAGAAGGUCUACCACAGGGUACUGCAUCCUUCUGGGGGGCAACCUGGUUGUAUGGAGAAGUAAAAGACAAGAAGUUUGCUCUAGAUCCAGUGCUGAGGCUGAAUACAGGGCUGUUGCCAUGGGGGUUACAGAAAUGUUAUGGUUAAAGAUUCUCCUAGCACAUAUUGGUGUUGAAACGGAAGAGAAGAUGAAGAUGUACUGCGACAAUAAGUCUGCAAUUAACCUUGCGAAUAAUCCCGUUUUGCAUGACAGAACUAAACAUGUGGAGAUUGAUCGCCACUUCAUACGAGAACGCAUAGAUUCAAAGGAGUUGAUCCUACCUUAUAUGAAGUCUGAAGAUCAAAUUGCAGAUGUUCUAACCAAAGCCUUAUGUACAUCUCAAUUCGAGAAAAAUGUGAGCAAGCUUUGCAUGUUUGACAUGUAUGCCAAGCUUGAGGGGAGUGUUAACAUAUCGUGUAUAGGGAACCGGGUCUGGAUAUAGACCCGGUCCCAUGGGCACGGGUACCGAGAGUGGCUCGGUACCCUAGGCGGGUCUCCCUCUUAUAUAAUCCCACUUAUGGUGUAAUUGUUGAUUUAGUGGAAUAACAUUUUCUCUCUCCUAAGGUUGCGGUUGUGCCCCUAGGUUAGAGCUUCUCCGUGGUUUUUCACCUCUCUUUGAGGUUUUCCACGUAUAUUGUGUGUUUCUUCUCUUUCUCCCUAUCUUGUUAUGUGUUUCUACAAAACAUAAAGCAAAAAGGGGCCGUCGGACCCCUUUUUAUGUUUUUCCCCGUAUUGUACAUACGUGGGUAUAUCACCCGUAUCGUACGAUACAGGCGACACGCUUACGACACAUGAGCAUACCGUAUAGAUUUUCUAAACUUAUAUAGUAUGUAUCAUACGACACGUGUGCCUAUCAUGCGAUACAUAUAACACUGCUUUGAAGCUUUCACCACACGUCAAGUCUGGGUGACUUGAUUUGCUACACAUCAAUGCUUUAGUGUCUAAAUUUUCCUAAUUUCUGUUCCUUGAAUUUUGUGAAAUGUAGAGUUGAGUCAUUAACACUCAACAACAUGUUCUGUCCACAGAAAAAUUUUUAAAUUCAUAUGCCAAUUACAAUGUGUGGUGAGAUUGUGUUGCUGACUCUUUUCCUACAAAACAGUAAGAAAUAGGAAGCUAUGGGUGGCCAUUGUAUUUCAUUAAAUUUCUCCUUUGACCCAACCAAUGGAAAACAUAUCACAUUUUUUAGAGGACUAAAUGUAUUUGUCAAAUUGGACUAAACCUAGGGUGUAUAAUGCAACUAAAGACUUUCUUUUAUUUGGUCUUAAGUUUGAUUGUGUGACUAUGAAAAGAUCUAAGUUAACCAUCAAAUUAAACAAGACUAUGGUGUCUGGUAUCCUUGAUUAGGUGAGGCCAGCAUUCCACUAGCCUACUAUAAUGAAAACUGCCUUAGGCAUACAGUUACUAAGCAAUUUCUUGUAUUCCUUGCCUCUUGUUCGCACUCCUUAUGCCUUCACCCAUGCAAGAAACUUGGUUCACUUGUCCAUGUUGACUAUUUCACCCCCCUCACUCCUUUCUCACUCAUGAAACUUGGAAGAGUUCUUACUCCAAUAAUGAAAUGUAGACUGGCUUGAUUAUUAGGGUGAAGUGGGCACUACAGCCAGAAACCUCUUUCCGUUUAUGCCUACUGCUAGUUGUAUGCACAUUUAUAAUGGACUAGUGCCCUCCUGUCCCACUAAGCGUUGAUUACUGAUAGAUAAAAAAUCCUCUCUCUUUCUAAUUUCAUGGUUGAUGGAUCUGCGCACCAUAGGUGAAGAAAGAAAUGCCUAUUGCUCAUGCUGGUUACUGUUGCAGCAUGGAACCCAAUUCAUUU
Messenger RNA from Nymphaea colorata (pocket water lily), 4508 nucleotides. Its product is annotated as vacuolar fusion protein CCZ1 homolog B. Gene Ontology annotation, biological process: vesicle-mediated transport. The transcript has 2 exons. Lineage: Eukaryota; Viridiplantae; Streptophyta; Magnoliopsida; Nymphaeales; Nymphaeaceae. Gene Ontology annotation, cellular component: intracellular membrane-bounded organelle; Mon1-Ccz1 complex. Bases 1599 to 3140 code for a protein of 513 amino acids. The record is from RefSeq and is a predicted model, not a curated record.